UAUCGAUACUAGAGGCUCCCGAUUCCCACCUCUAACUUACGUUUCACUGUGAUUGUCAUGCAGCCCUAAGAACUGGCGAAAUUGUUUAUUAUUUUCGGCAAGCAAAUGCUGGCAUCAUGGUAAAUGUUAUGAAAGGAGUGCUGGUGGAGUGUGAUCCUGCUAUGAAACAAUUCCUGCUGCACUUGGACGAGAAACUGGCUUUGGGUCGCAAAUUUAUUAUCCAGGAUCUGGACGAGAACCAUUUGUUUAUCUCCACGGACAUCGUGGAAGUGUUGCAGGCGCGAGUGGACGAUUUGAUGGAUCGAAUAAGCUUCCCGCUGCACGACAAGGACGCUUAAAACAAAUCACCCACAAAACCCAAUAGCCAAAAGUUAAAGCCCAAAACAACCAUGACGGGACGCGAAUCCAAUCGCAUCAAGGACGCUGAGAAGAAGCGUGUCCUGGACUCUACAGCCCGCCAGAGGCGUGCCCGCAAAGCGUUGGAGGCCCUGGAGCAGGACAACUUCCACGAUGACCCACACGCCGACCUCGU
Messenger RNA from Drosophila yakuba, 532 nucleotides. RefSeq names its product general transcription factor IIH subunit 5 (gene Tfb5). The transcript has 2 exons. Gene Ontology annotation, cellular component: transcription factor TFIIH core complex; transcription factor TFIIH holo complex. The coding region runs from base 117 to 338 and encodes 73 amino acids. Lineage: Eukaryota; Metazoa; Arthropoda; Insecta; Diptera; Drosophilidae. Gene Ontology annotation, biological process: nucleotide-excision repair; nucleotide-excision repair, preincision complex assembly; transcription initiation at RNA polymerase II promoter. The record is from RefSeq and is a predicted model, not a curated record.